AUGUUUUCAAGGAAAUCGACCAACAACACAAUGAAUGCAAAAAUUCCAGAGGAAUCUCCAUUGAGAAAGCCGCGCAAAUCAAGGACUCCAACGAAAGCAUCAAAGAAAAUCGAGUCACCAAUCGAUGUGAAGAACAUUCCGCUACUUAUACCGAAAGAGGAAGUGCUUUCUGUUGAACGAGAGCAAAUUCCGCAAAUUUCAAAACGAGAACAGGCAAAAAAGAAUCCUCCUCCAACCAUUCCUUUCAAAAUGCCGAUGGAUAUGACGACUUAUUUGAAGAAGUUAACAGAGAACAAGCUUGACGCUCCAAAAAAGGGAUGUCUGAAGAAAAUGGGAAAUCACUCAUUUGCUGCUGAUAUCUCCCAAUCGAGCAUGGCUGCGUCUCCUUUACCGAGUUUUCUAAGCGAACCCUCACCAAAAACUCUUGUAAAGAAAUGGGAUGAACAGAAGCAAUUGAAUGUUGCAAAGGCUCGCGCUGAAUUGUUGGCUGUUGUUUCAAAUGCGGGUUUAAAAGAAACCGAGCCAGAAACUAGAAAAGAGCGAUUGAAGAGGGGAGUCAUCCCAGUAAAGUACACAGAUGAAGCAUUCGAUGAACAGAUUAAACAAGCCGUCAAGCGAAUCAACCGUCGCUCUCGCUCACAGCCAUCGAGGACUCCGAGAACGCCAGCCUCAGCCAAGACUUUUCCAAAGACACCGGCUGUCAAGAAAAUGCGAUUGGUGCCGUUGAAGGGAUUGGAUGAGCCGGAAAAGAAACAAAUGAUGAACCUCUCGAUGCCCGUGCAGACACCAGCGCCCAAACGAAAGCACGAACUGCGAUUAAACAAAAGCCUUGCCACUGAGGAACCGUCAAAAAAGAAAGCCAGAGAAGGCUCAACCCAGCGACGCGUUCAGCCACCUCGUUUGGCCAAAUCGAAUUUUAUGGAAAAAUUUACAUUCCACUUUGAAGCCAGCCGUAUCAACAAGAAAACACUGAAUCAAACGAUUGAUCGGACACUUCGAAAAACACCAAUGAAGGUCAAAGAAGAACCUGAAAAAACACCAAAGGCAAGGAAAACUGUUCAAGAUACUCCUAAACUGCCCAACCCACAAACGAUAAAGAAAGAUGAGAUGAAAGCGAAGAAAAGUGAAAAGGUAAACACAAAGACUUCAAAAGUAAAUGAGCAAAAGACAACCGAAGAAACGAAACGUCGUGGAAAGAAUGAGAUAAAAGAAGAUAUUAAGGAUCAAGGAAAGCCGAUUCAAAGAGAGGACAAUAAGACAUCGAAGCGAAAGGCUCCAGAGCAUGAGAAGGAGGAAAAAGGAGUAUCGGCUAUGAAAGGAAAUGUGAAAGAUGAAAGAGAAGAAAAGAAAAAGAUCAAUGAUGAGAACAAGGAUGAAAUGCCGAAGAAACGGGAAAUGCCUGUAAGGAGUGUCACUUUGAAGCAGAAUGUCGUCAAAGAAGUCAUUGUUGAUAAGAAAGAUGGAAAGAAAUCGACCACGAACAGACCCAAAACCAAAGAGCCAAAGAGGAAGAUCUUCGGAGAUGUCAAGAACACUCUCAAGAAAGAGACUGUGACUCUUGAAGCUCGCUGUGGACAAUCGCAAGCAACGAAAGAACAAAUCAUCGACUUGGAUGCUGAGGAAAAGAAGAAGAACCUCCACAGCAGCUCGUUCGCCUCACUUCUU
Mesorhabditis belari is the source of this 1665-nucleotide messenger RNA. The record is from the annotation of a GenBank genome assembly. NCBI's taxonomy places the organism in Eukaryota, Metazoa, Nematoda, Chromadorea, Rhabditida, Rhabditidae.